GGACCAGUCGGUGACAGCAGAACAAGCACUUGCCCUUAAACUUGCAUGUAGCCAAAUCAUCAGGUCAUCUUUAAAAAAGCCUUUAAUUAAACAUAACGGACAUAAAAACAACAGCACCAUGUCUCUUGCUGCAGACGCCUUCGUGUCGCAGAUCUCGGCUGCAGAGCCUUGGCCUGAAAAUGCAACCUUGUACCAGCCGCUGAAGGAGGACCAAAUUCUGCUGUCAGACUGCGCCUCCUCUCUUGCAGUUCAGGCUUACCUCAGGAUGUGUGGUCUGCCAGUGCAGGUGGUGUGCAGAGCAAAUGCUGAAUACAUGUCGCCGUCUGGUAAAAUUCCCUUCAUCCACGUAGGAAACCAGGUGGUGUCGGAACUGGGGCCGAUAGUGCAAUUCACCAAAGCUAAAGGUCAUUCUUUGAGCGACGGCUUAGAUGAUGUUCAAAGAGCUGAAAUGAAAGCGUACAUGGAGUUGGUCAACAACAUGCUGCUUACUGCUGAGCUCUACAUUCAGUGGUGCGAUGACGCUACAGCUACUGAGAUCUCUCGUCCCAGAUACAGCAAUCCUUACUCGUGGCCCCUCAGCAACAUACUCGCCUAUCAGAAGCAGUGGGAGGUCCGCAGGAAGAUGAACGCCAUCGGCUGGGGAGGAAAGAAUCUUGAGCAGGUCUAUGAGGAUGUGAGUCAGUGCUGCCAGGCUCUCUCUCAAAGGCUGGGAACACAACCGUACUUCUUUAAUAAACAGCCUACAGAGUUGGAUGCGUUAGUGUUCGGUCACCUCUUCACCAUACUGACCACCAGGCUGACCAGCGCUGAGCUGGCCGAGAGGAUCAAGAGUUACGGCAACCUGCUGUCCUUCUGCAGACGCAUCGAAUCCACCUACUUUGAAGUGAAGAGCUCCUGAAGGACCCAAAACAACCCGACUGUCUCUCUGUAUCAUCUCAUCCUUGUACAUUCUGCUCUUUCUUCUUUCAUUCCCAUGUUAUUAUUAAACAGAAGCUAAAAACUGUUACCUGUUCAUAUCCACAAACUUGCCCCUUAAUUAGACGUGCGUUACUGUUUUGCUUCCUGCUUGUACAUUGUUGCAUGCUGUAGCUAGAAGCUAUCUUUGUUAAUUACAAGUAUGGAUAGCACCAAACUACACAAGACCACAACACAGAUUGUUCUUAAAAGUAACACGACAGAUGUAUAUGAAAAUCUAAGAGAAUAACUUGUGACAUUUAGACCACACGCCACACAACACAUAUGCUAUUCAUUCUAGUCUGCAAAACCAUUUCAUUUAAACUGUUUCCACAAGCCACCAGAUGAACAGACCAUGGAGCCAUUACAGGUCCAGUAUUAUGGGAGUUAAGUAAAAAUGUUAAUAUAAUAAUGAAACUCUGAGUGGACCCUAAAAAGAUGGCUGAUUCCCAGCAUAGAGACAAAGACUUUUUUAUUAGCACUUGUUAUUAUUCCAUUGUUUGCACCUUGUCUCACAAGAAUACUCUCUGCUCUGAUGUAUCAGAGUGCAUUUACCAACACCCACAGUUUCACCACAGAUAGGUUGGGGAUGGAUUUUACAGCUGUGUGACAUGGCUGCCUUUCAGAAGUCAGGACUCCACUCGAGGUGGGUCCGAGGUCAAACCGAUGAAUUUUUUUCUUCCUUCCGUUAACUUGUGAAGCUUGUCAGAAAUGUGAAUCAGGGUUGUCAUUGUGUUAGAAUACAGAGCUUGCUGUUCUGCUGUACAGUAAAACAAAAACACAUGAACAUAAUGAUGAGGAGGAUGUGAUUUAUUCCUUGGUUUUUCAACCUUUUUUUUCAUUGUAUGAAUGGAAAGUGCCUAUCGAAUAAAAGUCAUUGC
Molecule: messenger RNA, 1835 nt
Organism: Scomber japonicus (chub mackerel)
Lineage: Eukaryota; Metazoa; Chordata; Actinopteri; Scombriformes; Scombridae
Gene: mtx2
Product: metaxin 2
Exons: 10
Coding region: 119-898 (259 amino acids)
Biological process (GO): mitochondrion organization
Cellular component (GO): SAM complex
Source: RefSeq, a predicted model, not a curated record